AUGAGGAGGGGAGAGGGAAGCAAAUGGGAAGAAGAAAGGAGGAAGUUCUUCGAAGAGAGGGGACUGAAAUUAGAGAAACUGGAAGAGAAAAGAAGCAGUGGAGAGAUGGGAUAUGAGGAACUGGAAGAAAGGGACAAGCAGAUGCAAGAGGAGGAAAGGUGGGAAAAGAUAACCGAAUCGAGGUACAACAGGUGGUAUAAGACCAUUAUAGAGCCAGGAAUACCGAGAUAUCUGGAAAAAGGAUGGAAGGAGGAAAGAUGGAGAAGAGUAGCUAAAUUUAGAUUGGGAAACGAGGUAAAGGAAGCAAAAUACUGGGAAAAAGAAGAGGAAAGGAAAUGUAGAUUAUGUGGCUGGGAAGAAGAAACAUGGGAGCACAUAUGGGAAAGGUGCGCUGUCGGAGGAGAAGAAAGAAAAGAAGAAUGGCAAGAGAGAGUGAGAGAGAUGCUGGGAGGAAGUGGGGAAGGAGAAGAUUGGAUGAAACAGCUAGAGAAAUACAGGACGGGAACUGGGGAAGGACAAGAGACGCGGAGUGAGAAACGGCGAGAAGUAUGA
Molecule: messenger RNA, 552 nt
Organism: Osmia lignaria (orchard mason bee)
Lineage: Eukaryota; Metazoa; Arthropoda; Insecta; Hymenoptera; Megachilidae
Source: RefSeq, a predicted model, not a curated record